AUUUAUGCCUCUCUCCCCAUAUACAACUCCGGCGGCGUCCCAUUACAGAUAUCACAAGACGUACUCUUUAUGGACCUCAUCUGGACAUUGGCGGAAGAUAGAUCAGAAAGGCUCAGCUAAAACAUCCACUUGCACAUCAGGAAAGACGGUCGGCCUUGCCGGAGUUGUAUAUGGGGAGAGAGGCAUAAAUCUUUGGCAAAGACAGGACGCCGACCCGUGUGCUGCUAUUGCCAACCAGACAUUUGCUGUUCCAUCUAAAGUGCUUGCCUGCUUCAAAGUAGUCUUUGUUGAUACUGACGGGGUUAACUCGGCCACUCAGAUCGCCGAUGUAAUUAGCAAGUCACUCAACUUUCAUACUUCUACAAAUUAUCAACUUUCAUCCACCGUCUUUCCUGAUGUGCAAGUGGAUAUUCAAGCUGAGCUCCAGAGGAUAAAGGGGUCGACGUAUUCUAGCGACUCGUGUCGAGCCAAGAUUUCCUAUCUUCCAUUUCCACUUGUCAACUUGGCUUCUGGAUCCCAACAGACCAAUCAAACUAUCUUUAUUGCCCCCGAGGCAUUCGAGGUGGCAUCCAAAGAAUUCGCUCCCUUUUUGGACCAGUGGCAGGGCUUGGCCGGGUUCAACUUCACCAAGUACUCAAGUGCCCAAGUGAUUGCUAUCGACGGGUUGGACCCUUGGAUAGCAGUUGAAGAAAACGCGAAAGUGAUCGGCUCUUGGCAAGGACGCUCUCAACGUGAAAAUUCAUUCUUUUCCUCUUAUAUCCGUGGAGGAACAGGAUGGACGUAUCGUAUGGGUGACUUUGCUGCUCGAAGUCUCCCACCAUCCAACAACACUCUCAGCCUGACCGUUAUCCCAGCUAAUUCUACCGAGCCAGAAACCAUCAACGUCCCUUUCAUCUCUCGUAUAACAGUACCCCACUUUACCGACUCGCUAGACUUUUGGAACCAAAACUGCGUCGCCACUUUCGAAACCAAUGGAGCGGACUACUAUCAAUCCGGUGUCAUGGCCAUGCAAGCAGGCACAGUUACACGAGUAGACCCUUCUCCGCCCAAGUUCGCUGAGCCGAUCGCACCACAAGAUAGGAAACAACUCCUUUCGAGCUUUGUUGACACGACGUCUUUUACCAACAUUGAUCUCCCAACCCGAAUUGCUCCCUCUGCCCCUGUUGCGA
This is a messenger RNA of Acaulospora colombiana, 1169 nucleotides long. The record is from the annotation of a GenBank genome assembly. NCBI's taxonomy places the organism in Eukaryota, Fungi, Glomeromycota, Glomeromycetes, Diversisporales, Acaulosporaceae.